AAUGGAUCGUUCAACUCAUUCAAAUGCUAGACCAGCAAGUGGAAGCAAAGAUAAACAUGAUUUAGGAAAGAAGGAACAUGUUAUAGCUUAGUUAGAACAAAUUAUAAUGGAACGUUUGAAGACUACAAUCAAAGAUAUAGAAGUAAUACAUUUUUAUUUAAAUCAGGGGGAAUAAGAAAGAUAAAUGAAGUAAAAGCAAGAUCAAGGAAAAAAUGAUUAAGUUUCUGUUGCAUUGUGGUAGAAAAUUAAGGGAUGGUCAACAGAACAACCAUUUAGUAACUGAUUUAAUUUAAAUUUUUAUAGAAAGAAUAGCAAACUUAAUAUAAGAUAACUAAAAGAUUCCAUAAGAGGCUAGAUAAAGAUUUGCAAAACCAUUUCUUGAUUAAUAAAAAUUGAUUUUUAAUAUAGAAUAGGAUAAAUCCAAAGUUAAAAUUAAGUUAAAUGAAUACUAUUAGACUUUGGCUAAAUCAACAUAAGAUAAUAUGAAUUCUAUUAGUGCUAGUCUUACUAGAUUAGCAGCAGCAGGUUGUUGUGGAAAAGGAGAAGCUUUAAAAAAUUUUGAAAAUGAAUUUAGAAAAAUAGAGUUAGACUUUAUCUAAUGGACAGCAUUACCAAAUUUAGAAAACAAUAAUGUUGAUAUCUUUGUAGUGAAGACUAGUUUAAAUUAUGAAGAUUUCAGAACAUUCUUAAUUAAAUCUUUAAAUGAUUAUUUUCCAAGUGCAGCUGGUGAAACUAAAAUUAUUGAAAAACCUGUUGAUAAAAUAGUGUAUAUAGACAAACCAGUAGAUAAAAUUGUAUAUGUUGAUAAACCAGUUGAAAAAAUAGUAUAUGUUGAUAAACCAGUUGAGAAAAAGGUGAUUGAAUAUGUAGAGAAGAUAAAAGAAGUCCCAGUUUAUAGAGAUUAACCAGUUUAAGAUGAUAGAUUAAGAUUGGCACAUGAAAUGUUAUAUGGAAUAGGAAGACCUUAAAAUGUAACUGAGGCUUUAAAUCUUUAUUAUGAAUUAGCAGAAGUUAAUUAAGAUGUUAAUUCCUUCAAUAUCAUAGCUUAAAUAUUCUCUGAAGGAAAGUUUUUCCCAAAAGAUUUAAAUAAAGCUUACACUUAUUGGGAAAAGAGUGCUGCCUAAUAAAAUGCAGAAGGAUUAUAUAAGAUAGGUCGAUUAUUAUUAGAUUAAGUAAUAGAUGGACAAAUGCUAUCAUAAGGAAAAUUAUAAACUAGAGAUGAAUAAAAAUCAGAAGCUGUUGUAUUCUUUUAAUAAGCUAGUGAAUAAGGACAUUUAGAUGCUCUUGUUGAUCUUGGAGAAAUAUUUGAAAAUGGACUUAAAAGUGAAGAUAAUGAAGCAUGUAGUUUAUUAAUCUUAUUUUAUAUAGAUAUUUAAGAACCUAGUUUGGAAUCUGCAGAAUUUUAUUAUUCUUAAGGAAAAAAAGUUAGAUAUCCUAGAGCUAUUAAUGCAUUAGGACUUUUUUAUUAUAAUCAUCCAGAUUUUUAAGAAAAAGUCUAAGGAAAUAAUUAUCGAAAAGCUCUUAAAUAUUUUGAAAUAGCUAAAGAAUUAGGUUAUGCUAAUUCAUUAUAUUGGUUGGCUUAAUGUUAUGAAUUUGGUUAUGGAGUUGCAGUCAAUUUAGAAUAAGCUAAAAGCUAUUAUAAAGAAGGUGCUUUAAAAGGAGAUGCUUCAUGUAGACUCUAAUAUAUGCAUUACGUAAUGAAAGAUUGUAGCAACUCUGGUAAAUAAGAAGAUUAUUUAUUUGCACAUUAAUAUUUGAUUCAAAUAAUGAUUUAAAAUCCAGAUAUAACUGAAGUUUAUUUUUAUUUAGGACAUCUUUAUGAAUGUGGUUUUGGUGUUUAAAAAGAUCCAUAAAAUGCUAUUCAUUAUUAUUUUAAAGGUGCUAAACUAAAAAAUUCAUCUUGCAUGACAAAAUUAGGAGAUUGUUAUCAUUGUGGUUUUGGUGUUCCUUAAAAUUCAAGAGAAGCAUUGAAAUUUUAUAAAGAAGCAGCAGAAAUGAAAGAUUCAGAAGCAUUAAUAAAUAUGGGUUUAAUUUACGAAUAAGGUUAUGAAGGAGUAACUAUAGAUUAUGCUAAAGCUUUUAAUGCUUAUGAAGAAGCUGCAAAAUUAGGUAAUCCAAAAGCUGAUUUUCAUUUGGGAUUAAUGUAUGAAGCUGGAAAAUAUGUUAAAAAGGAUGUUCAUUAUGCUGUAUAAAGAUAUUAAAAAGCUGCUCAAAUAGGAUGUUAAGAAGCUAGAGAUUUACUUAAAAAAAAAUAGAUUCCUAUGUUAUAUGAUGAUUCAGUUGGUGGAAAUAUUGACUAAGAAAUAGGUAAUUUAUAAUAUUAAUUUUUAGGUAUCCAUGCUGCAAAUAGAAAUGCAAUCAUGCUUAAUGAAGUAAUUCCAAUGAUUUAAAAUCCUUUAAUAAUUUAAUAAGGAAAAAAAACUAAUUAAUCAAUCAUAGCCUAUAAAUCUCAACAUUAAGAUAUGGGUGAAGGCAAAAUGAUUAGUAUUCUAGCUCAACCUAAUGCAACUUAAUCUAAUUAUGUACAAAGCCAUUAUUAAAAACAAGGCCUUUAACAUUGAUAUCAACA
Molecule: messenger RNA, 2569 nt
Organism: Paramecium sonneborni
Lineage: Eukaryota; Ciliophora; Oligohymenophorea; Peniculida; Parameciidae
Source: the annotation of a GenBank genome assembly